GCGUCAGUUCUGUGACUCUUUGCUCUUGUCUAUCCGUCUCCUGGAUUCUUGGCAUAAAACGUGGCAAGGGAAAAGCUUGUUCGCCACCAUCUACGUCUUCCGUUUCGCUACCUCACACGACAGCAUCAUGAAGCUUGUAGCUGCUGUCGCAGUCCCAGGACUGACAGUUUUCGCCCUUGGUAUUCCUUUCCUUCAAGAAGUUACUGCCGGGCCCACGAGACGCGGGCAAACACUCCAGCAACGUGCGUCGGCAUUCACAGCUCGAGCAUCAGAUCGUUACGAAGGUGGCGGGCACUACAAUCAACAUGGCAAUUCCCAAUAUUUCCAGUAUGAAGGGGCUCAGGACCAGUAUUCCCCAAAAUACCAUGGCGGCAAGAAAGGCGGGUACACAACAACGACAACCGUACCCCCACUUCCAGUUCAGAUCGUCACGGAGUGUUUCCAAGUCCCAUACAGUAUCAACAAGACCUGCUACAAAGACGAGAUUGUGAGUAGUCCGUACGAUUGUCCUUCAGCGGGUUCUCAGGAGGUCUGUCGAGCUGUCCAGCAGGAAACGCCGGACACCUGCUAUCGCAUUGUCCCACGAGAGGUUCAGUAUGAGUGUCCAAAGGCACAGAAUCAGAGACUGUGUUCCCAGAUGCCCGUUACCAUUGCAAAAACAUGCAAGAAGACAAAGAGGGAAAAAGUCCUGAGUAGCUGCCCGAAAACGCUCGUCAUGCCCGAAUGUGAGGUUCAAUCCCGUGCUGUUCCGGAUACUUGUUACGAGUCAAAGGCUGUCACUGAGGAGUACGAGUGUUGGGGGACGGAGGCGGCUAUGGAAUGCGACGUUGAAAUGCAUGAAUAUGAAGCGGAGUGCACACGAGAAGUGCAAGUCCCUGUCCCAUACGACUACAACGAGACUGUUGCCGAAAAACAGUGUUCGAAGAAAAUGCAUACAAAGAAAGGUGUGUGCAUGAAGACGAUUCUGGAAGAGGAGCAGUAUCCGUGCCCUGAGACAAAGUGGGAAAAAAGAUGUACGCCGACAUCCAAGGUGGUUCAGGAGCCUUGUCAGAAGCCGAUUGUCGCCCAGGAAACGUACGACUGCAGUGAAACCCGCAUGGAACAUGUUUCGAAGACGUGUUCCCGCCGGGUUCCAAGGAAGACCGCCGUUGAGCGUUGUGGUGCCCCGCAACCGAAGAAGUAUGAACACCAUCCAACAAGCAAGAAACUCCGUCGUUUGGGGCCGCAAAAGAAAGGAAGUUUAUGUCAGACUGUAGAAAUGAUCACUGAGGAGAUUGAAACUUACCCCUGUACGGAGGAGGUCGCUGUGGUCGUCCCGAAAGUUUGUUCGCGAGACGUGACUCGCCAAGUUACUCAAAUGUGCAACCGACAGGUUCCCGACGAGAGCUGCGGUAUGGAAUCUGUGUCUGUCCCGAAGAUGUGCUCUCGACAAGUUUCGAAGAACGUAGAGGUUCCGUGCAACAGCCAGAAGGAGGAGGAAGUCUGCAACGACGUUCCGCGUCAUGUAACGAAAAAAGGAUAUCGAUUUGAGACGAAAAUAGAGACCUACCCGUGCCCGAAGCAGGAGUUCGCCGAGCGCUGCUAUGAAGUCAAGCGCCCUAGAAGGAAUGUCUGCCAAGCUACGAUAUUCGAAACGGAAGCGAAAGCAUGCAGCCGCCAAGAAUUUCAAGAGGUAUGCCACGACAAAGAACAGUUAGUUUCCCAACCGUGUUUGGAAGAGCAGGAGACACAAAUAGACAUCCCCUGCCACGACCACACAACGGAGGAGAAGUGCGUCAAUGUCCCCAUAUAUACAAUGGGCCUCUGUUCGACGGUUAUCGAAGAGGUCGAGGAGUAUCCUUGUUCGAAAACCGAACCCGCUAUUCAAUGCCAAAAUAUGCCCACCGAACGGCUGGGGACCUGCUUCCGCGACUCAACUCAAACUGUGCCGUACGACUGCUAUGAGAAGGCAUACGAAGAAAAAUGCGUCGAACUCCCCGUCACUCAGCCUCCGGCGCCGCAGCCUCACAAGAAGAAGCCCGCGAAAAAGUGAUGCGUGAUAGAGGAGAUUCUGUUGCUUGCGAAGAUUCUACGCGUAUAGUGGCAUGUAUCGCGAUCUGCACUCUUCAGCGUGGGCGGGCGAGUAGGGAGAAGUCACAAGGUGAGCCACGUUCCUUGCUCUCCAGUCUGCCUCGUAGAAGGCCGGUGUGAAUGUGGUUUUUUUCACUGGAUUGCUACCUCAAACCAAACACUCUUUCUAAUCAAUUUCUUAGACAGACUGCCAGCGUGGCCGCGUCUCCAUUAACGCUCCAUUUGUCCCCGACGCUCUAGUUCCACGUCAGCGUUCAUCAACGAGACUACCAAAUAUAGAGGGAUUCAGGAUCACGUUUUCAACCCAUCUGCCCCUUUCUGCCCUUGCGCGAAGAGACAAAGACCAGCCAAAGCAACCAGACGCGUUGAAUGCACCGUUCGGUGUGCCGAUCAAAAGCGAUGUAGCUCCGUAUGCAGCAAAACGACACGGCAACUGAGGUCUUGUCAAAGCCACCUGGUGCCGGUUAUUGAAAAAGCAAAGAAGUCACACGUUCCAGAUGUAUGUACACGGUUAACCGUUGUUCACUGUUCAUGCUCAAUUGUAUAUAUUAAUAACAGUGCUCACAUUUUAAAUUGUAGUUCUGU
Toxoplasma gondii ME49 is the source of this 2655-nucleotide messenger RNA. RefSeq names its product Toxoplasma gondii family D protein. NCBI's taxonomy places the organism in Eukaryota, Apicomplexa, Conoidasida, Eucoccidiorida, Sarcocystidae. The coding region runs from base 128 to 2032 and encodes 634 amino acids. The record is from RefSeq and is a predicted model, not a curated record. The transcript has a single exon.